Orbicella faveolata is the source of this 7464-nucleotide messenger RNA. Its product is annotated as gamma-aminobutyric acid receptor subunit rho-1-like. Gene Ontology annotation, cellular component: membrane. Gene Ontology annotation, biological process: monoatomic ion transmembrane transport. Gene Ontology annotation, molecular function: extracellular ligand-gated monoatomic ion channel activity; transmembrane signaling receptor activity. NCBI's taxonomy places the organism in Eukaryota, Metazoa, Cnidaria, Anthozoa, Scleractinia, Merulinidae. The record is from RefSeq and is a predicted model, not a curated record.
AGUGAAGUAGCAUUCACGAUAGAAAUCACGUCGUGAACCAGUGUCAAACCGCCUCAAAGUUUGGAGACGAAACAAAGAAACAAAGAAAGCUGGCUUUAUUUUCAUUCUAUGGUUUCUCUAUGGUCAACUAACAAAACCCGUAACCUCCAUCAGGCUUAAGGUAAGUCAACGGCGCCAUGUAAGUAACAACAAACGUAGAGAAGUUCAGUAUCUGCGGCUGGUUCAUUCGUAUGUGCCAUAACGCCAUGAAAGAAAAUUCAGGGCUUAACGGUAAAUAUGUUGUUUGUUCUUUUUAUCUUGCCUUGCUAUAUAAUGCUCAGCCUUUUAAAAAUUCAGUGAAGUAUUAUUGAGUCGCUUACUUUCAAUUUUCAUUCUGACCUUCGGGUUUCUAGUGUUCGUGAUAUUAAACUGAGGAUUUCCUCCUAACUGUUUUGUUGUUGGUAGUUAUGGUGCAAAAAUAAAUAGCAAGUAAUCUUAAAGGUUCUUACAUGUUUAUUUUCAGUUUAUCAAAGUGAUUCAUUUGAGAAACAAGAACUGAAAAUCUAUUGAUUAAACCACGAACGUCUCUCGGAAGAAAAACAGUGUCUUUCCCUUAAUGGGCAGUGGUGUUGACUUUAACAAGAACGCAGUUACCUUUAAUAAGGAAAUGGGAAUUUUCCGCUUAUUAUGUAGAAAGCAUUAAGAACAAAAGCAGGUUAUGUUUGCUUUUUAAGCUUCAGUUCAUGUGUGAGACCGUCCUUGCUAAAAACGCUUAUUUGCUCGUAGCUUGUGCAAUUAAUUUCCAAGACAUCUGCCGCUUUGAAGCUUCAAACCAAUCAAUUUGUCGUGACAAACCAUUUAUUAACCUCUCCCGCUGUUGUGUUUGAACUGUAGUUCACUGCAGCUCGGUCACCACUGGGUUUCGUGUGGGCGUCUCGACUUCAAACCGUAAAACAACGACCAAGGCUUUACACUGCGUGAGGUAAGGACUCUUUGUCUGACAGCUUCUUUACCACACCACAGGGUGCCUCAUGUAGUGAAAACGUAUGGCUUUUGAAAUCCCACACUUACAUUUAUUUAACCAUUGUUAAUGUAUACUUGAGCCAAAGUUAGAUAGUUCGUAUUUGACCAGCACGCCGUAAGUUUUUUUGUGUAAGUGUUUUUACUUCGGUCGCAAGGUUUCUCGUCACUGAUUUAGAUUCUAGAAUCAUCGGCGUUUUUUUGUGUUUUCAGAGUAUUACAGAAGUGAAAUGCCUUGUUUGCAAAUAACGACGUAGAUAUAAUUGUUUUAAUUUAACUUCAGGCAAAAUCUUAAUUUUUCAUUUAGCUCCACAUCACAACAAAAGACAGACUAUGUAAAUUUGAUAACGUCGUAGCACAAAUUAAGUAUAGACUAAACUUCCUAAAGAAUAUGUAUCUGUCUCUUUUCGCAUUAGGAAAACCAGGAAGUGCAAUGUUUUUCCUUUAUAUUAAUUUGCAAUUGAACCUGAGGGAAAGAAAGUAGACAGUCAAGCAUCAACUUAAAUAUUGGCCUCCGUUUAGGUUUAAUCAGACUUUUAUUUUCUCUUAACUUGAAUUUGAGUUCGCGAAAAACAAAGUUUCAUAUUGUAGCGAGUGGACAGAAAGUGACGUCAUCAUUCUCAACACGUGACUUCUCUCGGGAUUUCCCGAUUUUCAAUGACCACAGCGUAGAACUCUCUGCAGUAAUCUGUAUUUCAUACAGUAACAAAGCAUUCUUUCCUCUGCAAGGUUUUCUUGUCAAGUUUACAAUGUGUCAGUAUUUAUUGGCAAUCAAAGUUUAAUUAUUUGUCGUUAAAAUUACAUAAAUAGCACGCAAUGGUUAACGUCUGUAGAUGACAUGGUUGGUAAACAACUUUCGCUGUGACUAAAUGUACAUUAUUUUUUCGGCACAUUUAUUGACGACGGUAACCGAAGACCAUAAUAAUGAAGAAGGAUGUUUAAAACUGAAAUUUCUUCCAUGGUCCAUUGGGUUUUCACUCUAUCUAAAUUAUAACCUAGCUUGUAAAUUAUAGCCUAACAUCGUUUUUAUUCCAAAGCAAAAAUGAAGUAGCCAAAUAUUCCUUUUAAUGAAUUGUGACAGUAAUUUCGGUUUCUUUUUUUGGUCCUUAAAUUCACUAGCAGAAUUGGGCAGACUUGAAUGAUCGAUGGCCGAGUGUAAGGUUUUGUUUUGGAUGAGACGAUGAAGCCUAACAGUGAAAGUAAUAAAUCGAUAACAUCCUUUUACUUCGGCUGGUAAUAGAUCGGUCAUAAUUGCUUCGCUAUCACUGAAUAUCGUUUCCUCCUUUUGUUGAUUAAUGUUGUUUGUUAAUUCUUACCUGAACUUCACAAUUGAAAUAGCGAAAUUUCGUCCAAGCUUCAAACCAAAUUGGAUUCGGUCUGAAACAGGAAAGAUUUCAGAAGAAAACCUUGACGUCUCCUUCGUAGCCAUUGUAUGGGGACGUUUUGAAACGUUCUCUCCCCCAACUUUAGGCUUAAAACCUAGAGGCAAGCUUUGUAAAAAAGGAAAUUUAAACUCAGCCAGUCAGCCGUUUUGUAACGUUCUUGAGGCUAAAAACCUAUAGCCAAGGUUUGUGAAAUAGCACACUCAGUCAGUCAUGAGCAAGUAUUUUUGUCCUCAGUGGAUGAAGAAGAAAAUUAAGAAGAGCCCUUUGUAUCAACCAACAUAGGCCGGCAAAUUGUUUGUCUAUGGCACAAAUCAUUUAUGGUAGAAUAUCUUCCCAAUCAUUUAUGGUCAAGGUCCCUUCAUUGGUCAAUAAGGUACUCGACGAGCAACCUAGCUCUUCUCGCGGCUUAGCCUUCGACGCUCGUUCUGCACCACGAAAGCCCACCGGAAAGCGCACCGCUACGACCGACCUUGAUGACCUUUAACUAUUGAGCCACAGGGUUAAUGAUCUUCGUCUUAUGAUUCCUACAUAUAGAAACAAUAAUAUCUGGCAGCUUCAAACGCUAGCCGCAUCUGUCUCGUGUGGAAAUUUAAAAGAAAUACCUCCAUUAAUUUAUCAUAAUUGUUUAUUAUCCAGAAGAAUCUAAUGACGUCACUGUUACUUUGUGUCCUAGAGCUCGCCGUAUGCCGCCCGUUUAUGACAUUAACUUAACAAUUUUGGCAGCAUAAGAAACAAAAACCAAAGGUUAUAUAAUCAGAUCUGCGCAGUUAUGAAGGGAAUCUUCACUAGGACGUCGAAACUUCUAGCAGAUUACGCCGACAAGGCCACCAAUCUAACGCUGAAGAUACUGCAAAAAAAUUAUUUAAAAUUUAUCUUAUACAAGGUCUUGCGAAUCUUCAUCUUCGAACGUUAUAAACUCGAUAAUGGGGAAAGUAUCUUUUUUCGGUUUAUAACGUUUGUCAAAAAAAAAAAAAAAAUGAUAACUCUUAUCUUAACAAGAAAUAAAUCACCGGAUUUGUUCAAGAGCUAUGUUUAUAUUUACAAUAAGUAAACUACAUUUUUUUGUUUAAUCAGUUUCACGGUUAUUUCAAGGAGAAUAUGGUUUAAUACUUACUAUUAACCGAAACGAGUUCGUUAGAGUAUCACAGGUCGAGAACGCAGACACUUAAAGAUUUUUCCUUCCAUCAAAAUGUACUUGUGUGCGAAUAAAAAGCUUUGACUAUUGUCAAUGCCGAACGCUUCAUAACUACUAAAUUAUUAACAGUGGUAAUAUCUUGAACGUUUUGACUGAAAAAAAAAAUACAGAACAUUUUUUUUGUGAAGUACAUCGAUAUUAACCUACUUUUUCAUACUCUCAACUUUUGACGGUGUCGAGUCGUUCAUUGCACAGUUGUUUUGCUGUUUUGUUCCUAGAAAUGUUAUUUCAAUAAACCCAUUAUUGAGGGUGUUACAGUACAACUACUCUUUAAUUCGAUGCGCUUGAGGCAAUUUACACCUGCAAACCAAUAAGCACAAAAAUAAUGUUUAAUUUGUCCGACCAAUAGGAGGCUCACUACAAAAAUGAUUCUUAUUGAUGUUAAUAGCCGUUGAAAGACUAAGGAAGAAGGGAGUCGUGUCGAAGAAUCUCGGCAAAUAGGAGCUUUCUUCGGGUUUGUAGUCGCUCUAUUACACCUAAACCUCUGUAAUAUUUGCACUAAUACUAUCAUGUUUGUCUCUAGAUAGGCUGAGCCAAAAUAAUUUGGGAUUUUCUUUUACAAUGAAGAAGGAAACAGUCUUUAUGUCGCUUCUAAUUGCAACAUUCUUCCACGGACUGCUAACAAGGAGUGCCCCAGGAACUGGAGGAAGCAGAGGACCCAGAAGUUCAAAUCGUUCUUCUGAUAGCCGUCAAACAAAAGUUAAGUUACCCGACGCGUCGUACGCCAAAGUAUCUAAACUUAUCAACCGCAGACUGAAGCGCUACGACAAGAAUGUUCGUCCAAACGAUACAGGACCGCCUGUAGAAGUUCUUAUCGAAUUUAAACUUAUGGCCUUCGGAAAAAUUAGAGAAGAAGAUAUGGAUUACACAAUCGACAUAUUCUUUAGGCAGUGGUGGAGGGAUCCGCGGCUCGCUCACGGAGAAGACAAAGUGUUUAACGCUGCCCUAGAUCCAAGAAAACUAGGACCUGGAAUCUGGACUCCUGACACGUAUUUCAGGAACGUAAAGUCUUCCAAUUACCAUGCGAUCAGUCGUGAAAACAUGCGACUUAGAAUAUCUAAAGAAGGAGAUAUCUACUUUAGUGCCAGAAUUACUCUAACGGCACAGUGUGAUAUGGAUCUGAGGUUGUUUCCUUUAGACACCCAAAACUGUGAUCUUAUAAUAGAAAGCUAUGCAUAUACAGUGGAUGACGUUAUCUAUAACUGGAAAAAUCGAGGCAAAAGUGCAAUCGAAGUGUUUGCUUCCGAGCUGGCACAGUUUGAUAUGGUGGAUAUUGUAACAUCCAAGAAAGCUAACACUAAUAGUAAAGGUUCUUUUGAUAGUUUAAAGGCGACCUUCACCCUCAAGCGACGAACGACGUAUUUUAUCUUCCAACAUUUUAUUCCUUCUGCGUUUCUUGUUUUCCUCUCGUGGCUUAGCUUCUGGGUUGAUCGUCAUGCUGUUCCCGCACGAAUUUCACUCGUGAUCACGUGCAUUCUGAGCACCAUGUUUCUAUUCGAAUCAAUCAACUCCAGUCUCCCGCGGAUUUCCUAUCUGAAGGCAGUGGAUUAUUACUUGAUUACGUCAUUCGUGUUUAUCGUUUCUUGUAUGGUGGAGUACGUGUGCGUAUUGAAUUUCCCGGAUAAGGCGUCUACAUUACUAAGGAGUCAAAGUCUUGCGCCGCCUCAAACACCAAAUCAACCAGGAAACUCCAUUGCUGAGAUGAUGGACCAAACGUAUAACUGUAGCAAAGACCUGCGGCCAAAUGGCGUGGCGGGAGGCCUGUCUCUUAGGAAAGGGGCUUUCCUUCACGAGAAUCUCUCGGCGUCGAGAAGAAAGAGUCCUUUCGUCAACGCUGCCUACCUGGAUGGACUCCCUACGAGACAAUUUCCUCCCCAUUAUAUUGAUCAAUACGCGCGGAAGAUCUUCCCGCUUCUUUUUGGACUGUUCAACAUAGUCUACUGGUCUUACUAUCUUCCAAGGCGGUGAUGUUAAGACUGGACAAAGAAAAAAAGAGAGCGAUUAAGACCGACCGCGCCGGGAGAUAACAGAGCUCGGAGGGAGAAUAGUUGCGCUGUGCUGCUUAAACCGUAAAGCCUAGGUGUACAUUUAAAGACGAACAGAACACUUAAUUUUUUUCGGGGGAGCGGGGAGGGGGACUGUUCCGACGAGGGGUGACAGCUUUAACAAAAACCUUGUGUUUUGCAAUACAGAGAGCUGAUGAAGGUCGUCCGAAGAAUCUUGAGAAUCACCACAAACAUUCCCAAAAAAGGAACCUGUGGCACCCUGCAAUUUCCCAUAAAAUGUUUAAUGUUCAGCUUUCCCGAAUUCCUGUACUUAUGUAAAUUUAACCUACGAUCCGGCGUUCUUUUUUUGGGCGAAUUUGAAGUAUUUCUGCAAUAAUAUCUGUCAUCGUCCUACAAUUUUGGCCAGACAAAAUCCGUUUAAGGAUGUGAAUACCAAACUAGCCUUAAAUUACCGCUCUUCUUGACAGAAUCAAUCAGAAAUGCUAUUCGUAAAUAUUCUUUUUCUUUGACCAUCAUCGCUUAAAAAGAAAUAACACGCAAACUGUGGUGAUAAACGUGGGAAAAAAGGCAUGGUUGAAUAGAAAAUUGUAUCUUUUUACUUGACGUUUCGUAUGUUUCACCCUUUAUUCUACUUUUUUGAAAGACUGAACAACUUUGCUCUAAUUAACGAUGCUAAUAAAUGGCCAAGCACUGAGUCAGAUUAAGAGAAAGCAACUGAAACAAUAUUAUGCAUUGACUGGUAUAUUGCCUUGAUGUAUACCUAACUUCUCAGCAGUAACAUAGCGCUGUUUUGAGAAAGGUUGUCCAACAAAAGCGUAUGAAGCGUACUCCACAAUGUCGAAAGGUUUUUGAGGAUAACGGUGGUUUGCGAUUGCUUGACUGAAGCUAAAGGUGUUGCAGCGUGGUAGACGCAAACAGCAAAACACGUGUAUUCAUGGUUUCCCUUCCCUCUUGCGAAACAUGGUGAACAACGCCAGACCGUCACUACCCAUGAUACCAACGGGUGUUGUCACAUGCGCUUUUACGCUUUUUUGUGACAGACUUUGUCAAAAAAUAUACACGGCACGGGAUUAACAUUGAAAGCUCGCUAAAAGCUUUCAAGGCAUCACUCUUCAGUUCAGUUCUCAAAAAUGACCCGCUUACCUCGAUCGCCUUACUAUUAUAUCCUUGUAAAAUGAUGAGGCCAAACGGUCACCAUAGCCUCAUUGAGCGCGAAAAAUUGUCAAAUCGUCUCUUGCUAUGUGGGCAAUCUGACGGUUGUGUUGGCUGAGUAUACGGGGUAUAGAAACCGAACCACCUGGAUCUAAAUGAGCUCUCAUUACUCAUUUCAGUGAAACUAAAGAGAAACUAUUAAGAUCUUUAAACUUUAUGAAGAGAAAUUUCUUGAAAGGGAGUAAAAUAUUUCAAAAAUGCUCUUCACGAAAUGGGAAAUAUUCGGAGACAACGACGCUUUGAACUGAUCCCGUUGAGUUGUUUCCGUCUCAUAGAUUCAAUUCUAAGGAAGGUGAAGUUACCCAAGCAAUAACAGUAAAAAUGUUUUGGUUUCUAUUACAAAAGCUCGAUCGACAAUUAUGUGAGGGACCUUUAAGUCUAGAAAGUUAUGUUUUAAUUAAACGGUCCUCUAAAUUACAAUAUGCUUACUUAGGGUCAUGCAUUUGCGGUGGAAAUAUUAUUAAGAGAAAUGUUAAUAAUAUUGUUAACACGUUCGUUAAUUAACGAGGGCAAAGUUAAAAUGCUUCGCGUGUCUAUGAGCCAGCUGCUUUUAAAUGUUACCUGUCUAUGAAAUGCACAGUUUAUUUUAGAAUUUGAUCAAAGCAAUGACUGUUCGGGACCUCUAUUAUUAUUCGCCUGUUAUAUUACAUGUAUGUUGGACCAGGGG